AGUGUUUCUCCAUUGCAUUCAUUUUGCAAUAAGCGCUUUCAGUCACCAACUAAAAUUGGCGAGGUAACUAGUCGUGACAUUACAAAGCUUCUAUUUUGUCCACAAAUAUCACUUUCAAUAAUGGAUUUCUAUUUCUCAAAUGAUGAGCUUCAAAUUUUUGUACCAAUUUUGAAUAGAGCAUUCUAUCACAAUCAGUUCUCUAUAACUAAGGGCAGUGCAGUUCGGAUUUGUGCCAGUGAUUACAUGUCUUAUUAUUCUCUUCCACCUUCUAUUACACCUACUUUAAAUUUGCUUCAAAUCCUAACAAUCAUUUCAACAAGUGUUUCUCUUGUCUCGCUUGUUAUAACCUUUACUAUGUAUUGCAUUCUCAAAAAUCUGCGUUCAAUACCUGGACAAAAUUUGAUGUGUUUUGUAUUUUCACUCUUUUUUGCACAGUUAUUUACCCUUAUUAAGAGCCCUUUCACUUAUGAUGACGUGGCUUGUACAACUGUUGGUAUUUUGACGUAUUACUUUUGGCUAUCAACAUUUACUUGUGCCACCUCUUCUUGUAUCCACAUGUUCCGAGUGUUUGCUUGUGAUGCAAAGUUUAACAAUACAAAUCCCUGCAAUCGUAUCAUCCUAGCUUACAUCUUCUUCUCAUAUUUGACUCCUCUGGUACUCGUCUCUGUCACGAUCGGAUUUCAGGUGACUUUUUCUGCUUCGCACUUGACUGGGUUUGGAGGUACCGCAUGUUUCAUAGACGGUGGGAGAAAAAAAUUAUUAAUUUUCAUCAUUCCAAUUUCAGUCUUUUGCUUUGUGAACGUCAUCUUGUUCUCCGUAACUUUUUCUAAAAUUCAGAGAUCUCCUAAAAUUGAAAAUGGUCCCUCUCGAAAUUAUCUCUCCAUUUACUUAAAGCUGUUUCUCCUCACAGGACUGACUUGGAUCUUUCAGAUAAUUGAUGGACUUUUUGAAAUAUCUCCAUUUUCUUACUUAGUGUCUAUUCUUAAUGGAUCACAGGGGCUGUGCGUCAUGAUUUCAUUUGUAUUUAAUGAAAGGGUCAGACGAAUUGUUCAAGAAAUGGUUGCACCCGAUACAUUUAGAAAUAGAAAGUCAAAUGUGAAGACCUCGUGUGGCACUGAUGAAACACCCAUGGAAACACCAGGUUUGGAGUCUUAG
Molecule: messenger RNA, 1155 nt
Organism: Saccostrea cuccullata (small rock oyster)
Lineage: Eukaryota; Metazoa; Mollusca; Bivalvia; Ostreida; Ostreidae
Product: G-protein coupled receptor Mth-like
Exons: 1
Coding region: 121-1155 (344 amino acids)
Biological process (GO): cell surface receptor signaling pathway; G protein-coupled receptor signaling pathway
Cellular component (GO): membrane
Molecular function (GO): G protein-coupled receptor activity
Source: RefSeq, a predicted model, not a curated record